This is a messenger RNA of Homalodisca vitripennis (glassy-winged sharpshooter), 699 nucleotides long. RefSeq lists its product as uncharacterized. Bases 1 to 699 code for a protein of 232 amino acids. The transcript has 2 exons. NCBI's taxonomy places the organism in Eukaryota, Metazoa, Arthropoda, Insecta, Hemiptera, Cicadellidae. The record is from RefSeq and is a predicted model, not a curated record.
AUGAGUCAAUGGAAAUUGAUUUUUCACCGUGAAAGUAGCAGAAAAAAGCAACGUCUUGAAGCUUGUCACAGUGGUAACGUUUUUGUAGAACUUAAGAGUGCUUUUAGAGGAAUUUUGAAAACUUAUUACCUCAAAAACGGAUGCGAUGAGGUAAAAGACAUUGCUUUGUUUUUAGAAUCACAUAAAGUAAAACUUAUAGAAUUGGUAAAUCAACAGUUAAGUGUUAAUGGUGCAGUGAAAUUUAAUCUUGUGUUUGAAUGUACGUAUAUUAAACCACUUAGUGAAGAAACUCAGGCAAGAUUUAAAAGAAUGUACAGAAAGAUUUCUCAAGAAGAAAGCGAGUAUCUUGACAAAGGAAGUGGUUGGACACUGUAUAAAAUAGAUGGUAUUCUCGUAAGAUUUAGUAGGUACAGACCUCUCAGAGGUAGUACGUAUAUUCCACUACCUCAAAUCAUUGAAAAUAAAAAAGCAGUAAUAAAUCCAAAAAAUUUACAUGAUAAUCAGUGUUUUAAGUGGGCCAUCAUUUCUCGAUAUGUAAAAGGUUCUCACCGAGAACGUGUAAAUAACCGAUAUCUCAACUUACAGAAUAAAUUCAAUUUUGAAGGAAUAAGUUUUCCCACACCACUUAAUCAAGUAAAAAAAUUUGAAAAGAAUAAUCCCAAUGUAAGUGUUAAUGUUUAUAGUUUCAAACGAAAGUGA